GAAGCGGAAGUGAAGCAAAAAAACAUUAGAAUGUAUCCGCAGCGUAUCUCUCUACCUCGUGUCCGCGUGCCCUCCGAGACUGAAAAUCUUCCCAAAGCAGCAGAGGUCGGAGGAGGCUUGGAAUCGUCUCUGCUUCAACUCAUCCACGAUCAUCACCAAUCCUCUCUCAGACUUGGAGGACAAGCAGAAAAGGCCAAGAGAGAUGCUAUUAGGAAUGGGAAGAGAGUUGCGGAUCUUUUGGUGGAGGUUGUGAAUGGAGGAGUGGAAGAAUCCUUUAUCAAUGAGAAGCGAAUCGAGCUUGAAAUUCGCUCUUUAAUAUCUACUGUUUUACGUUAUUCGAAGCAAACAGAUCAAUGGCUUGCUGCUACUCAUGCGAUAAACUCUGCUCUUAAGGAAAUUGGAGAUUUUGAGAACUGGAUGAAGACCAUGGAUUACGAUUGUAAAAGCAUCAAUGCUGCAAUUCAGAACAUUUAUCAAUCAUAAACUCCUUCAGUGAGUUCUCAAACAUUCCUUUAAGAAAUGUGUGGAGUUCCUGUUGAAAUAUGUAUUUAAAGUGGUAGUUUCAUAUAAGCAGGGUGAUCUCUUACUUUUAUUCCAUUUCCUAAUGUGGGCAUAUGUGGGAGUGGUCCUCAGCUAUAUCCCACCAUUCAAUUUUGCAUGGCCUCAACUGGAAGAUCCGUGCUUCAAUGGCACUUUGCAUUUGCAUUGUUGUUCCAUUGGUAAUAAUCUCACUUUUUUCAGUU
Molecule: messenger RNA, 743 nt
Organism: Telopea speciosissima
Lineage: Eukaryota; Viridiplantae; Streptophyta; Magnoliopsida; Proteales; Proteaceae
Product: biogenesis of lysosome-related organelles complex 1 subunit 1
Exons: 3
Coding region: 31-483 (150 amino acids)
Biological process (GO): endosomal transport
Cellular component (GO): BLOC-1 complex
Source: RefSeq, a predicted model, not a curated record